Sebastes umbrosus (honeycomb rockfish) is the source of this 2924-nucleotide messenger RNA. It is a transcript of the gene gpr151, whose product is annotated as G protein-coupled receptor 151. Bases 801 to 2099 code for a protein of 432 amino acids. NCBI's taxonomy places the organism in Eukaryota, Metazoa, Chordata, Actinopteri, Perciformes, Sebastidae. Gene Ontology annotation, molecular function: G protein-coupled receptor activity. The record is from RefSeq and is a predicted model, not a curated record. Gene Ontology annotation, cellular component: membrane. Gene Ontology annotation, biological process: G protein-coupled receptor signaling pathway. The transcript has a single exon.
UAAAAACAAUCUGGCUGUUGCAAAAAAAGGGAGGAUGAUUUUCAUCAACUGGACACAGUUGGUGGUUGAUUUCAAAUGACUAGCCACUGUCACACUUUUCUUUUGAUUAUUCAUGUUUAUUCAUAUUAUACUAAUUACCAUUAUAAGAGCAGAAAUACAGCUUCCAAAUGAAUGUUGCUGACCCACCUUAUCAACUCACACAACAAAAAUAAAUGACAGAAUCCACCUGGAUUGCUUGUGGAUGGGUCAGAUGUUAUAGUUCAUGUACCGUUUGUAACAAAUUCUAAAAUGCCAUUGCUAUAAUAACAAAAAAAAAUAGUUCAUCAGCAAUUAAGCAUUAGUAUUUCUUAACUCAUGCUAAGAAAACCACACUGUAAUGGUUAUUAAUUCAAAAACAUUUACACAAAUUAGUAUUCCAAUACGUUCAUCUGUCGUACUGUGCACAUUAUGCAGAGUUUUUCUAAUUGGCCCCGUGAGGCUGUAGUCGACGCACAUUUGUCAGCUGGGGACAGCAGCUGUCAAUCAAACAGCAUCUUUAUAACCAGCCGCAGGAGCUGCUUCAUUGUAUCUCAGGAUAAACCCGGGGACAGACAGGAGCUCCACUGUGAUUAUUGAUCGUCAAUCGAUACCUUCUCUGAUGCGAUUAUUCUAACUGGUUUAGAUUCAGAGCGUUAGUAUUGCUACAUUUAUUAAAUCUCUCUUUUGAGCACUUCACUUUUUUGGAAAUCUUCUUCCUAGAACCCUUUUUUCUUCUUCUCCUGGCUGACUUUUCUUAUCGUUUCUUCUCAUAUCAGCUCAAGAUGGAUAAGUUGAGUGGGAACAAUGCGACAGUGGUGAACAGCUCCAUAGACAAGUGGCCAUUCAAUGAACGCGGCUCACACCAACACCUGAACCCCGCGGAGCUGAGGGUCCUGAUGCCGGCUAUUCUGGGAGUCAUCUGUGUCUUGGGUGUGGCUUGUAAUCUCACCGCGAUGGUCAUCUUGUUCUCCAACGCUCACAGGGGCAAACUCUCUCUCAUCAACUCCCUCAUCUUCAACCUGAUGUUUGCUGACAUACUGGUGCUGUUGUUCGCGGUGCCUUUCAGGGCUGCCUCCUACUCCAAAGCGAGCUGGAAUCUGGGCUGGGUGGUCUGCAAGACGUCCGACUGGUUCCUCCAGUCCUGCAUGGCAGCGAAGAGCUUCACCGUGGCCGUCAUGGCCAAAGCGUGCUACCACUACGUGUCCAACCCCACCAAGCAGGUGAGCAUCCACCUGGGCUCCACCCUGGUGGUUUUCUUCUUCAUCUGGCUGUCCGCCUGCUCCGUCACCAUCCCUCACUGGCUGUUUGCCACACUGCAGAGAGGAAUCCGCGGGCUGUUGUGUGUGCUGGCAGUUCCCCCUGAAGCCCGGGACUUCAUGGCUGUGUACGUCAAAGCAUACCCCCUGGGGGUCUACUGUGCACCUCUCAGCUUUGCCCUGAUGUAUUUCUGUAGGGCUUACUGCCAGUGUCAGCGUCGCUCCAGCAAGACUCAGAACCUGCGCACACAGAUCAGAUCCAGGAAGCUCACUUUGAUGCUGUUUAGCCUGACUGUGGCCAUGGCUAUUCUCUGGCUUCCACAGUGGGUGGUGUGGGUUUGGGAGUGUCAUGUAGCAGAGAAGGAAAUCGAAGGAGCUCAGCCCAUCGUCUCCUCUCUUCCCCCUCUUCUAACCCUCUCUGCUCAGCUGCUCACCUUCUCUCUGUCGCUGGUGAACCCUCUCAUCGUCCUCUCCCUCUCCGAGGAGUUCAGAGAGGGCUACAGGGGGCUGUGGAGGCGCCUCACCCUGCGCAAACAACCUCCUCCGAAGCCAAAACCCGGACCUCACAACCCUACAACUCUCCAGUCGCCUUGCCCCAGACCGGAGACUUCCGGCCAGCUGGGAGGAGAGAGGGGCCUUCGGUCAAGCUCCAGCCAGGGACCCAGCAGAGAGGCUCAGCCCCAGCCGGAGCAAGGAGGAGAGAGAGAUGAUGGGAUUGUCUUGCCUGAUGUGGAGCAGUUCUGGCACGAGAGGGAGAGUGGAUCGCACACAGAUGAAAAUGAUCCUGUGCCGUGGGAGCACCAGAGCAAAGUCGAGGAAAAAUAACAACCACCUUCAAGCUGAUCUUCAGUACAGUCCUCAGACAGCAGCAGCUUCAUCAGCUGACCUUAAUUUAAGGAGUGCUGCACCGUAAAUCAUUUGUGUUCUGUCAACUGUGUUUAUGAAAUUAUUCAAAAGGUAAGACAUGCAAUGAGCGUGGAAUACGAGAGUGGACUAUAAAUAGAGCAGUAUCAUCUGUAUAUAUGAUAAACAUUACAUGCUAUUGUCUUUUUGUUGUGUUUUUAUUGUUUAACGAGGAAGAACUAGAUUCUAAUUAGUGUAAACUGACUUUUGGUGGCUGUAUAUUAAAGCUGUAUAUUAAAGCUGCUGGUAGGGAUAACAAAGUAAAUUCGAUACACAGCAUAUCUAUAUACACCGAUCAGCCAUAAAAUUAAGACCACUGAGAGGCGAAGUGAAUAGCAUUGACUACCACGUUACAAUGGCACCUGGCAGUGGGUGGGAAAUAUUAGACAGCGAGUGAACAUUUUGAACUUUGAGCUUUGGGUUGGAAGCAGAAAAAAUGGGCAAACGUAAGGAUGUGAGCGACUUUGACAACAAGGGCCAAAUCGUGAUGGCUAGACGGUAGACGGUCAGCACAUCUCCAAAACUGCAGCUCUUGUGGGAUGUUCCCGGUCUGCAGUGGUUAGGACCUGCCAAAAGUGGUCCUUUGAAGGAAAACCAAUGAACUGACAACCGGGUCAGACCCAAAGCUCAUUGAUGCACGUGUGGAGCGAAGGCUGGCCCGUGUUGUCUGAUCCAAUAGAAGAGCUACUAUAGCUCAAAAUUGCUGCAAAAGUUAAUGCUGGUUCCAAUAGAAAGGUGUCAGAACAC